AUGGAGAAGGAGAUUAAGGUUGAGAUCAUUGCUAGAGAAACCAUCAAGCCAUCUUCUCCCACUCCUCAUCACCUCAGAAACUACAACCUCUCACUCAGAGAUCAGCACGCUACAUUUCAUUACAUAUCAAUGGCUUUCUACUACUCUACUCCCACUACUAUUGGUGGUGGUGAAUCUGAAGAGAUGGUCGGUCUAAUAUCGGAACGCUUGAAGGUUUCCCUCUCUGAAACCCUCACUAGCUUCUACCCACUUGCUGGAAGAUUGAGAGACAAUCUCUUAGUCGAUUGCAACGAUGAUGGUGUUGAUUUUGUUGAAGCUCGAGUCAUUAACAACUUCCAUCUUUCAAACUUUCCUGAUGAACCCAAACUUAAAGUCAUCGAUCAUUUGGCUCCACCCGAACCAACAGAUUACUACAAGUCCCCUCUUUUACUCGUUCAAGCCAACUUUUUUCCAUGCAACGGAGUUGUCGUUACUGUGAGAAUGUCGCACAAAUUUGCUGAUGGAUUCUCCUUUGGCAUAUUUAUAAAGGGUUGGUCAGACAUCGCUGUUGGAUCUCUUGACACCAUAGUCCCAGAUUUUAAUGCUGCCUCCUCUCGCUUCCCUCCAAGAGACGAUAUCCCUAUAAUUUCUCUUACCUUCAAGGACAUAACCCAAAAGGUUGUUAAAAAGAGGUUUGUCUUCGAUGCCUUAAAAAUCGCUUCCCUCAAGGCCAAAACAGCCAGCGAGUGUGAGAGCGAACAGAAACCCACACGCGUCAAGGUUAUUACAGCACUUGGUUGGAAAUGCGCAGUGGCUGCAUCAAGGUCAAGAUUUGAGGGGUCUCAAAGGCCUUAUGCAUUGAUGGGAGGCGUGAAUUUGCGGUCAAGGCUUGUGCCACCCAUGCCAAAAUACUCAUUUGGGAAUAUAGUGGGAAUGUUGUGGGCAAUGCUUGACAACGAUGAUCACGACUACGAGAGUCAAGCAGCAAACCGGGCCAACUUGGUGUCUUAG
Messenger RNA from Camellia sinensis, 990 nucleotides. The record is from RefSeq and is a predicted model, not a curated record. NCBI's taxonomy places the organism in Eukaryota, Viridiplantae, Streptophyta, Magnoliopsida, Ericales, Theaceae.